CACGACCUAUCUAUGAUUGUAGUCAGCCAGCCAUACACGUCCUUAUCGAAUAUCCCAGACCCACCUUCGUCAUCAUUCGCAUAUACUUCCACUCCUUUUCCAAUAUCGCUUCAUCAUUCUCGGCCUCUAUUUUCUGUAUAUCCCAUGCACCCUUUUGCAUCGUCACUAUUUUUUCCUUUUAUUUUUGUUGUUCCAUCUCUGAAAUGGUAGCAAACUCGUCUUCUGCUUCCUCUGAGACUGAGACUGAGACAUCACUAUCUCCGCAUGUGGUUCAAGUUCAGGUGGUUCCAAAGUCUGUGUCGGAUAGACUGUUGGAAAAGUUCUAUGAUAAGUCACAGUUCGACUUUGACUAUGAACAGAGUGGGUUGUGGUCUCCUCCGGUUCGCCGAACCGUGUUCUUGAACUCACAAGGGAAGAUCUUUUCGGAGAAACAGAUGCUUGAGAGAUUGGACAGCAUAGCAGAUGCAACUGGUGGUGGUGGCAGAGGAAACAGAGUCCGUUUUGGUUCAAGAAAAUUCCUGUCCUGUUGGUUUCUUGGAAAUGUGAAGGCACGAAAUAUUUUUCUUCUCACAUCUCGUCGGAGAAAGAGCAGAUCAUCAAGCCUCUGGUUCUGAGCAGAGUAACCAAGCAUCUUCUUGAAGUUCAUCACAAGCACCGAUGGGUUCUGUUCAUGAUCUUUACGUUGCUCCCUAAUUAAAGGGGAAACGGUAGAUUUGCACCACUUCACUGAUGUUUUAUGUGCUAACGGCUUCGAAAACUGGGGGAAGUCCUUGAUUGGAGUAUGAGCUUAGAGGCAUUGAUGAUUGAAGCAGCAGAAUCCGAGGAUAGUACAAGCAAGAAGACAGCAAUUAUUAAAUGUCGAUGUCCUUCCAAUUGGACGUUGAAAUUCCAACUUCCCUGUACAAAUAGCCAAUGAGUUACACUAUCUAUAAUUGACAGUCUUCUUUGAUUGGCAUGCAGGAUUAAGUAAUCCCAACAUA
Molecule: messenger RNA, 980 nt
Organism: Neltuma alba
Lineage: Eukaryota; Viridiplantae; Streptophyta; Magnoliopsida; Fabales; Fabaceae
Exons: 2
Coding region: 204-614 (136 amino acids)
Source: RefSeq, a predicted model, not a curated record